Messenger RNA from Brenthis ino (lesser marbled fritillary), 2253 nucleotides. Lineage: Eukaryota; Metazoa; Arthropoda; Insecta; Lepidoptera; Nymphalidae. The record is from the annotation of a GenBank genome assembly.
AUGGAUUCUCAUGAAGAAUCUGCUUCGAUGAGGAAUCGUGAUAAACAUGAUCGUGAAAGUGAAACGAGUAAUAGCCGCAAGGGCAUAUCAAAACAACGAGGGCAAGGUGAAUGCGAUGAAAAUGUGUUUACAUCAAUGUCACAUGAAACAGAUUUAAGUUUUUGCCCACAUAAUGGCUCUAAACCAAGAAAUUCUAGUACUAUAUCAAAUAAUGAUGUGGGGCAGUCAUCCAAUCGUCUUACGGGAUGUAAUUUAGAGCAUAGAAAUAAUUCUGAACCCUGUAAGAAAAUGAACAACACAACUAAUAAUCAACUUGAUACAGUUAGUAAUACUAUGUCAGAGAGAAUACCCUGUGAUAAUGGCUUAGAUUCCGUUCAAGAUAUACAAUCAUGUCAAAAACACAAAGUUUGUUUGGAGACUGUUGGUUUUCCUCAUGCUUACAACAUAAAUGCUCCCUCAACAAGUGGGGCCUCAUCUAGUAAAACUUUUGAUAAUUUGGGUGAAGGAAGUGGCUUUAGAGAGAGCAGAAAAAGACCAUCAACUUUAAAGCUAAACAAAUCUAAUUUAGACAGGGAUGAUAGUUCUAGUGAUACAGGUAAUGAUGAUUACUCAUUAGGUUCAGAGGAUGGCUGUAUCUAUACAUACAGAGGAGGCGAACACUUGGCAGACUUGCCAAGUUCUUUCUUCAGCUUAGACAUGGGAUUACCUCUUGACAAACAUUUACCAAUACCUCCACCAUAUGCAGCUCAGCCAGCUGGUGCAAAUGUAAGAGAACAGAAUUCUCGUGCAUCUAGCCCUGAUAUGGACUUUUUGGAAAUGGAUUUUGAUCCUGGACCUUCGUGUGAAGUGGAUACAGAUGAUGAGUCCACGUCUGACACAGAUCUUGAUGGUGCCAAUAUGCCAGAAGAGAAUGAGCCUGUAAUUAGAGGAACAUCUCCAGAAUAUUUACCUCCCCCGGUCCAACAAAUUCCAAUAGCUGCUACAUCUAGUAUGGCUCAAGAAGACUCUUAUCAUAAUGUGCCAUCAACCAGUCGUGUGGAAGUAGUACAGGAGAUGCCCGAAAAUCCACAACACAUUCAAGCAUAUGGACCAUAUAUUACACAUGAUAAUGUUCGUGGAGAACAAUUACUAGUAAGAAGGACAAUGACGCAUUGGCACACAAUUCAUAAUGUAUCACAUCAUGUCUCUAGUGGUGAUUUAAUAUCACCAAGAGAAAUAUUAAAUUAUGAUGAGGAACAUACAGAAGCACCCUUUGCAUACCAAAUUAACCAAGGAGAAAGGCCUACUUUUGACUCAUCAAACCUGUCUUCAUCAUUAUACCAUCUCACUAUGGCGAAAAAGCUUAUGACUGACAAAACUAAAUUAGAUAUGGAAAAUCAUGAUGCAGCAAGUGUGCUAGGAGCCGACAAACCCGCAGGCACGUCGGAAUCUAGUGUGAGCUGUGUCGAACCUCCUCGAUGCAUGGUGUGGUCUGAACGAGAGGCGUGUGAACGACAAGUCACACAAAUUGGCACAUCUGCCUGUGGGGCCACUGCCGUUGUCAAUGUGUUUAUAGCUCUUGGCGUACCUGUUAAUAUAGACAGAAUUAAUUCAGCCGUUGGAACAAGAUUAAGGGCCAACAAUGCACCAUUGCCAAGGUAUCUAUUAUCGCGGGCCGUUGCGGGGUGUACGGCGGCGGACCUGGUGACGGGUAUACAGAGAGCGUCAGAUGGUCUCGUUACCGCGAGGUUCUUCCCCACGUACCCGGAGAGGGCCGUGUCAUUGUCUCACUGGUUGGCCGAUUGGAUAUCGCUUGGCGCGGUACCAAUUCUUACGUUAAACUUGCAAAUGGGUUGUGACGGUGAGAUACCAGAUGCAUGGCAUCAUCAGAUGGUGUUUGGAGUUUCUUCCCACGGGGUAUACUUGACGAAUCCAGUCGAAUGUGUUCGAGAGUCGAUGUUAUGGCCUAAACUAAUAUCCCCCUCAGUAUUAUUGGUGAAAACGAGGGACGUCCUGGCUAGAUUUACAGCAAAUACAGAUUUGACACCACUGAUGGCUGUACCUGAUAGACGGUUUCAUACUUUUAAUGUUCUUGGACAAGUGGUGAACGUGAUCCGCGAGUGGCGCGCGUCCGGGUGGGCGGAGGCGGGCACGCGCACGCGCCACGUGCGCCUGCCCGCCGCGUACCAGGCCGGCGUCACCGUGGCCGCGCUCACCGGCUCCGAGGCGCACCGCCGCCUCGUGCACGCGCCGUCGCUGCCCGACCUCCCCGCG